CAGUCUGAAGGCCGGCGUCGAGGGUUUGCUACUGUCUGCUGUUCCCUCCUUCCCACAGGGGUUCUCUCCCCUCUCCCAUCUCAAGAUGGCAGCCAGAAGCUCUGAGAUGAAGGGGGUCGAGGAUUGUCCGGAGACCCAGGGAGAAGGGCCUGGCCAUUCUGAAGCUGGAACUGGCCCUCUCCAGGCCCUAGCAGAGGUCCCAGACCAUCCAGAGGCCCCACAGCCAGGCCCAGACACCACUGCAGCCCCUGUGGACUCAGGGCCUGAUGCUGGGCUGGCUCCAGAAACUACAGACACCCCAGCUGGGGCCCCAAAAACAGCUCAGGCCACAGACCUUAGCUUAAGCCCAGGAGGGGACUCAAAAGCCAACUCCAUCCCUGAAGAGGCAUGCAAAGAGCCAGCAUCCAAACCAGAAGUGAACAAAGAAGCCACUGCAGACCAGGGGUCUGAGCAGGAGUCUUCAGCCCCUCCCAAGCCAGCCUCAGAGCCUACUUCCCAGCUAGACUCCCAGUCAGACCCUCAGCCAGCUUCCCAGCCCACCCCCAAACCAGCCCUUCAAAUAGAGCCCCCUACCCAGGAGGACCCCACCCCUGAGGUCCUGACAGAAAGUGUAGGGGAAAAGCAAGAGAAUGGGGCAGUGGUCCCUUUACAGGCUGGGGAUGGGGAAGAGGGCCCAGCACCCCAGCCUCACUCCUCACCCUCAACAAAAACGCCCCCAGCCAAUGGGGCUCCCCCCCGUGUGCUGCAGCAGCUGGUUGAGGAGGACAGAAUAGGAAGGGCCCAUAGUGGGCAUCCAGGAUCUCCCCGAGGUAGCCUAAGCCGCCACCCCAGCUCCCAGUUGGCAGGUCCUGGGGUAGAGGGAGGUGAAGGCACCCAGAAACCUCGUGACUACAUCAUCCUUGCCAUCCUGUCCUGCUUCUGCCCCAUGUGGCCUGUCAACAUCGUGGCCUUCGCUUAUGCCGUCAUGUCCCGGAACAGUCUGCAGCAGGGGGACGUGGAUGGGGCCCAGCGUCUGGGCCGUGUGGCCAAGCUCUUAAGCAUCGUGGCGCUGGUGGGGGGGGUCCUCAUCAUCAUCGCCUCCUGCGUCAUCAACUUGGGCGUGUAUAAGUGAGGGGCUCUGCCCUGCAUUCCAAG
Urocitellus parryii (Arctic ground squirrel) is the source of this 1134-nucleotide messenger RNA. RefSeq names its product proline rich transmembrane protein 2 (gene Prrt2). The record is from RefSeq and is a predicted model, not a curated record. NCBI's taxonomy places the organism in Eukaryota, Metazoa, Chordata, Mammalia, Rodentia, Sciuridae. Gene Ontology annotation, cellular component: membrane.